Messenger RNA from Colossoma macropomum (tambaqui), 3961 nucleotides. RefSeq names its product acyl-CoA dehydrogenase family, member 11 (gene acad11). The record is from RefSeq and is a predicted model, not a curated record. Gene Ontology annotation, cellular component: mitochondrion. Bases 148 to 2460 code for a protein of 770 amino acids. Gene Ontology annotation, molecular function: oxidoreductase activity, acting on the CH-CH group of donors; flavin adenine dinucleotide binding. The transcript has 20 exons. Lineage: Eukaryota; Metazoa; Chordata; Actinopteri; Characiformes; Serrasalmidae.
UGAUUAAUCCGGCUCCGAACGGACCGCGGCGUCAUUACCUCACCGGCUCCGGAGGAAACGGAGCGCCGCGGAACUUUUAUUUUGAAAUUUUCGAGCAGACCUGUUGAAACACUGCAUAAAGUUUCCUGCUUCGCGGCGACCGCAGCUAUGGAAGAGGAGACAACUCCAGUCCGGCAGCAGCACCUGUUUAACGUCCAGAAGCUGCAGCAGUACCUGAGGAGCAGGUCACACCUGGCUCCGGACAGCUCCGCCAUCUCCGUGCGCCAGUACAGUUCUGGUCAGUCCAACCCCACCUUCUUCAUCCAGACCCCAGACAGGAGCUAUGUGCUCAGAAAGAAGCCCCCCGGGCCUCUGCUGCCCGGGGCACACAAGGUGGACAGGGAGUACGCUGUACAGAAGGCUCUGCACUCGGCUGGUUUUCCUGUUCCUCAGCCUGUGCUGUACUGCUCAGACACAGACGUCAUCGGCACCGAGUUCUACAUCAUGGAGCACGUGAAGGGGCGUAUAUUCCGGGACCUGAAGCUGCCGGGCCUGAGUGCAGCAGAGCGCAGUGCUCUGUAUGUGGCUGCAGUUGAGACGUUAGCCAGGCUGCACUCCGUGGACGUCACCUCGCUCGGCCUUACGGGAUACGGGAAAGGAGCCGGUUACUCCAAGAGACAAGUGUCGACCUGGACAAAACAGUACAGAGCUUCGGCCCACAGGAGCAUUCCAGCUAUGGACGAGCUUUCUGAUUGGCUGAGCAACAACUUGCCGUCCGGUGAUAACGAAGUGACUCUUGUUCAUGGUGACUUUCGAAUUGACAACCUGAUAUUCCAUCCGACAGAGGCACGAGUGCUGGCCGUACUGGAUUGGGAGCUGUCUACGACUGGUCAGCCUACCGCUGACCUGGGCUACUUCCUCAUGCCCCAUUACUGCCCCUCCCACCACGGGGUCAUCAGCACUCUGGGCGGAGUUACAGAAAUACAGGGCAUCCCCCCUCCAGACGACCUGAUCUCCAUCUACUGCCGCUGCCGUGGGAUCCCUCCAUCUCUUCCGCAUCAGAAUUUCUUCAUCGCACUCGCCAUGUUCAAAAUGGCCUGCAUCGCGCAGGGGAUCUACGCGAGGUUUUUGCUGGGGAAUGCCAGCGCGCCGGACGCUGCUCGGUAUGGAGAGACGGUGGAGCCUUUAGCUCAGUUGGCCCUGAACAUCGCACACAGCUCUUCGUUGGCUAUGCCGGUUUCUGACAGGCGUUUUCUCCAGUCCCCUAGAGGUCACGCUGUGCUCCAACAGGUUAAGGAGUUCAUGAGACAGCACGUCCUGCCCACUCAACAGCAAAUAAUGGAGUAUUACGCGAAACACACUGAUGGCCCUCAGAGAUGGCAGACACCUCCUGUGCUAGAGGAGCUAAAGGCAAAAGCUCGUGCUGCAGGCCUGUGGAAUCUGUUCCUGCCUGCGGUCAGUGGACUUUCUCAGGUGGACUAUUCCUACAUCGCUGAGGAAACUGGGCGAUGCUUCUUUGCUCCGGAGGUCUUCAACUGCCAGGCCCCAGACUCGGGGAACAUGGAGGUGCUGCAUCUGUAUGGAUCUGAAGAGCAGAAGAGGCAGUGGCUGGAGCCGUUACUGAGAGGAGAGAUACGGUCCUGCUUCUGCAUGACUGAGCCAGAUGUUGCGUCCAGUGAUGCCACCAACAUGCAGUGCACGCUUCAAAAGGACAACGACCAUUACAUCGUCAACGGCAAGAAGUGGUGGAGCAGUGGUGCCGGUAAUUCAAUGUGCAGGAUCGCCGUGGUGAUGUGCAGGAAUAAAACAGCUGACCCGAACAACAGGCAUGGUCAGCACAGCAUGAUCUUGGUUCCUAUGGACACACCUGGAGUGAGAAAGAUCCGAGCGCUGACUGUGUUCGGAGCCGACGAUGCUAACCAUGGUGGUCAUCUUGAGGUUCACUUUGACAACGUGCGCGUUCCUGCCUCCAACAUUCUUCUAGGUGAGGGUCGAGGGUUUGAGAUCGCUCAGGGUCGGCUGGGUCCAGGCAGACUGCACCACUGCAUGAGAGCUAUAGGACUGGCUGAACAUGCUCUGGAGCUUCUGUGCCAAAGAUCAGCCAGCAGACAGACCUUCGGGAAGAAACUCUACCACCAUGAGGUGGUGGCCCAUUGGAUAGCGGAGUCUCGCAUCGCUAUUGAACAGACACGCCUGCUGGCUCUACAUGCAGCUCACACACUGGACACGAAGGGGAACAAGGCUGCAAGGAAACAAAUCGGGAUGAUAAAGGUGGCGGCCGGUAGGAUGGCGAUUAAGGUGGUGGACUGUGCCAUUCAGGUCCACGGGGGUGCAGGAGUGUCUGAUGACUUCCCCCUCGCUCAAAUGUAUGCUUAUGCCCGGACGCUGCGUUUAGCUGACGGCCCUGACGAGGUUCAUCUGUCCUCCAUCGCCCAAAUGGAGCUCAGGGAUCAGCUCAGACGAAUGGCUGCCAAGCUGUGAACAACCUGACCGCAGUGUUUCCUCAUGGACGCCGGAGACCGUCUAACAGCCUCUCAGAAACAUAGUAGUGUGUAAUUAGCCAGGUAACAGAUACAAUCAGCUCUUACUGUCAUCGACUCAAAUAAUUCAAAUAUUUGACUCGAACAUCGUUGAUUGAACAUCGUCCUCAAACAAUGACUGAUUAGGCAAUAUUCCUGUCCUUUAUGUAUCAUCUGUCUUACACUGAAACUCUGCCUUUACAUUGAUUUCUUCAUGAGCUCUGAGUGCUCACAAUACACUUCACCUCAAUUUGACAAACGGUCACUAACCUAGAAUUAAUGGUCGGGUCAAUGCAGCAAUCUGUAUAAUCAGGAAAUACCUCAAACACUAAAUCAGCCUGUAGUGAAAACUACAGUAUUGACUCAACCAAUACGAAGACUGCAGCGUUUAAUCUGGUUAUGCUGAACCUUCAGCGGUGUGUUCAGUUUCCCAUCAGUCGCUCUGUUGUAGCAGAUCUGUGAGCAGAUUCUUGGCUGAUUGUACAACAGUACACAGCAACUGUAGAGGUUUUCAGUGAUGCUGUAUUUUAAGGAACACACUGAGUGGAAAAACUGCAUCUUUCAUUGGUUUUCCCACUAAAAAUAAGUUCUCCACAGGGAACAAAACAUUAAACAAAAAAUAUUGUGCCAUAACUUUCGCAGAGGCCACAUUUUAUGUUUUAUUUUUUCCCUUAUACGUAAAAUUCAGCAAAUAAACAGAAGAAGUGCAUUAAAAUUUACAGAAGUUUGUUCUCUAUAGUGUUAACCCUUUUUUUCACCAGGGGCGCCUAAACUUUUGCAUACAGCUGUAUUGUUUACAGAAUAGUUUCAAUUUCAACCUAUUUUAACAACCAAAUAAUAAAACUACAUUUUUCUAUGGUUUUGCAGUCACAGAAUUAUGAAUAUGUACUAAAUUUUCACAUUGAUUUACUGAAAACAUGUUUUUGGCAAAAAAUUAGUGACUAAAACUGCACUUUAGAAUAUGGAACAAAUCUUGAAGUAUUAUUGGCUUAUAAAAUUCUUAUUAGCUCUAAAUUAUUAUUGAUCUUAUUGCUCAUAAAUAAAGCAAUAAACCUGACACUACCUGGAACCCAUGGGGAUCAAAUGAUGCCAAUUUCACACCUCAAAUUUAAGAAAUAGUUCAUACUCAGUAUUUUGCAUAACAAGAUCUUUUGUGUUUAUAGUGCAUUAUUACAACUAAUAGGGCAAUUAUUUGUGAUUUUCACAUAACAGACCUCUGAUUAUGCAGGUCCUAAUGAAUAAACCAUGGAUGCGUCUUAUUUGGACUUUUCUGGACAAAAAAACAAAACCCUAAUUAAGCCUCAGUGUGUUCCUUAAAAUAAAGUGUUCAGGUUUUGCUUGUAGAAGGAAAAUGUAACUGAAUGAUAAAUAGAUUUUUAUAUGAACUUAAUUCUUACUGCUUUUCACUUCUCUGAUUACUUAUGAAAAAACAAUGUCAAUAAAAUUUGAUUCAAUCAAUUUGA